AUGACAUGGCUUAUUUGCUGUACAAGGUGUUUAUUGCCAACUGUUGAUCAAGAAACAGGAAUACGUGAUCCAGAUCAACAACCAUGGAAAACAUUGAAAACUUAUCGACUGAAACCUGAAUUGUAUAGUGUCUUUUCCCAUUUUGGUAUUCGUUUAGCAUCAGAUACCAACGGAAUUAUUCGUGUUGGCGAUGAAAUUGAAAUUUUAAAAGAAAAUAAAAAUUUUUGA
Messenger RNA from Didymodactylos carnosus, 228 nucleotides. The record is from the annotation of a GenBank genome assembly. Lineage: Eukaryota; Metazoa; Rotifera; Eurotatoria; Philodinida; Philodinidae.